Molecule: messenger RNA, 1027 nt
Organism: Coregonus clupeaformis (lake whitefish)
Lineage: Eukaryota; Metazoa; Chordata; Actinopteri; Salmoniformes; Salmonidae
Product: SAP domain-containing ribonucleoprotein
Exons: 11
Coding region: 73-723 (216 amino acids)
Biological process (GO): poly(A)+ mRNA export from nucleus
Cellular component (GO): nucleus
Source: RefSeq, a predicted model, not a curated record
CGUUUUAUUACGCCUUUCAGUAAAACGCAAUACCGCAUUGGAUAUUUUUUUCCGCUCUUCGAUACAAACAAGAUGGCCGACGUUGAAAUCCAUAAAUUGAAGUUGGCUGAGCUCAAGCAGGAGUGUUCUGUGAGGGGAUUGGAUGUGAAAGGAAACAAAGGUGACCUUAUUGGAAGGUUGCAGGCAUACCUUGAGGAGCAUGCAUGUUAUGUUCCAGAAGAUGAGGUGAAUGAAGAGGAGGUAUUGGGAGAGUUGGAGGACGAUCCUAAAGAGGAGGAAAUCAAUGAAACACCUGCAGAAGAGGCCGUAGAAGAGGCAGCUGUACCUGAAAAGGAUGCUGAGAAGAAAGUUGUGAAAAUCACUGCCCCAGCGGCUGCGGAUGAGAGGCUGCAGAAAAGGGCAGAGCGUUUCAACCUGCCUGCCACUGCUAAUAGUAAGAAAGAGGCCCGCGCUGCCAGGUUCGGUUUACCAGCUCCAACGCCGGCUUCCACACCAAGUGCACCAGUUGCGAAUAGCAAACCAACUGUCAGCGUUGAGGUCCUAAAGAAGCGGGCAGAGCGCUUUGGCAUGAAUGUCUCCUCUGUUGCCAAAACGGUUGAAGUUGACGAGAAACUGAAAAAAAGGAAGGAGAGGUUUGGGAUUCUCACCGCUGCUGCUGCAGUUGGGGCCGAAGAUAGCGAGGCAAAGAAGAGGAAACGAGCAGAACGAUUUGGAAAUAAUUGAUUCAAUUUGACAAUUUUUUUUACUUUUUUAAAAAUUUCAUUUUGUAGUUUUUAAACUUGUAACUUGUUUUAAAGUGAUAAAAUACCAACCUUUGCUGUUUAGUAAGAAAACAUAUUUACAGUAUGUAAAAGUUUGGAAAUUAAAUAUAUUUUCCAAUUUCCCACAAGUGUCCUAAUAACCCUUGAAUAAACUUGUCCUAUAGCUGUUGGGAAAUAAAUUCAUGUAGAGUCUGGAUAGACUUUCCUAUCAGGGGUUAAUCCUUAAGGGUUGAUUGACACAUAAUAAACAAAUCCCUAUCAAAAUC